Messenger RNA from Micropterus salmoides (largemouth bass), 1031 nucleotides. RefSeq names its product reticulon-3-B-like. The record is from RefSeq and is a predicted model, not a curated record. The transcript has 9 exons. Lineage: Eukaryota; Metazoa; Chordata; Actinopteri; Centrarchiformes; Centrarchidae. Gene Ontology annotation, cellular component: postsynaptic density; neuron projection. The coding region runs from base 279 to 938 and encodes 219 amino acids. Gene Ontology annotation, biological process: neuron differentiation; endoplasmic reticulum tubular network formation; brain development.
CGAGCCUCAAACCCCUCCGGAGGAAACACGAGCCCGAGGUAAAGGUUCCGCUUCCGCCCAGCUGUGAGCCGCUGCUGCCCCCUGCAGGCGGACCCGAAACUCUGCAGCACCUCAUUCAUCACUCACAUGUUUAAAGUGACAACAGAGCUCUGACAGAAGACACGCCCACUGGCUAUAAGCCCUGCCCCCACAGUGAUGCCAUCACUUGGCCCAGCAGCAGCAGCAGCUCAGACUGAGAGAGACUGAGGAACCCAACCCACUAGAAGAAGAAGAAGAAGAUGGCCGACUCGACCAGCAGCAGCUGCUCAGACUCUUCAUCAUCAUCCAACUCCUCCUCUUCCUCACUCAGAGACCUCUCACACUCAGCCUUACAGCUGACUCAAUGGAAAGACCCGAGGAAAUCGGCGGUGGCGUUCGGCUUGUCGAUGCUGGUUCUUGUCUCCUUGGCAACGCUUUCUGUCAUCAGCGUGGUGUCCUACAUGCUGCUGACUCUACUCUGUGUCACCAUCACUUUCAGGGUUUAUAAAUCAGUGAUCCAUGCUGUCCAGAAAUCAGACGAAGGUCAUCCAUUCAGGUCCCUGUUGGAAAGGGACAUCUCGGUGUCCUCGGAGGUGGUCCGGCAGCUGGCUGAUCAGUCUCUGAUCUACCUGAACUGGUUCAGCAGUCAGACCAGGAGGCUGCUGCUGGUUGAAGACCUGGUGGACUCUCUGAAGCUGGCUGCGGUCAUGUGGAUGAUGACGUACGUCGGAGCCAUCUUUAACGGGGUCACCAUCCUCAUCAUCGCUGACAUUGUGUUCUUCACCACGCCGCUGAUCUACCAGAAGAAAAAGACGCAGAUUGAUCAGCUGAUCGAGCUGAUUGGCUCCAGAGUGGAGGCGACGCUGCACAGGCUGCAGGACCGCUUACCUGGAGCUGUGAAAAGAACCAAACCUGAGUGACACCUGACCUGCACCCCUCCUCCUCUGAUUGGUCUGUUUGUCAGUGACUCACCUGCUGAAUUAAUUCAUGUAAUAAAAUCCUGACUGAAAUGA